GGAUGUGUGUACAAGUCAAAAUAUAUGUGCAUAAGAGAAGUGUCUUCUCUAGCUAUACCUACCUUCUUUCCCCUUCCUUUGUUCUUUCAAAUUUGAAAAUUUUCCCUAAAAGAGCUGCAACCAUGGAAAUUUCACAGCCUCUUUCUAUUGAAAGCUUCUCAUACAGUUGGUUAGUGAACCUAAAACCAUCAUUAGAAAGCCUAGAUAGCUCCUUUAGAUCUACCCUAGAUGCAUAUGAUGAAACUUCCUUCAUUGAGAUGGAUCCAAGAAUGCCACCUUCUAAAAGAUUCUUCAUGAAUUCACAUGAUUCCAACAAAUUUGAUUUUCCAACCUCACAAUCCCCUCUUACUCUUGUUCAUGCAGAUGAACUCUUUUCUGAUGGUUACCUUAUGCCUUUUGUUGUUGAAUCUUUGAAAAUGGAAGAAUAUGAAGCAUUAGACUCCAAUAAUACAAGUCCUAAUUCAUCUUCACAUGCACCAAAAGGUGUUGUUCCUAGAUGCCAUUCCUUAAAAAGAUGCAGAACAUUAUCAAGAAGAAUAUUUUUGAAGUAUUUAAAUUUCUUAAGGCCUUUGUAUAGAAAAUUAAGAGGUCAUAAAUCAGGUUCUAAUAUUCCAACUGUUUUUAAAAGAGGUGAGGCUUCAAUGAAUAGAAGAUACCAUAAUUCAGAAUCAUCUCCAAGAAUUAGUGGAGCUUUUUCUGCAGAUGGUUGGAGAAAGUCUUGUGAUUCUGAAAGCUCAAUACAUGAGGCAGUUCUCCAUUGCAAAAGAUCCAUUGAAAGAAUAGACUAAGGAUGUGAAGAUGAAUGAGAUGCAAUUAAAUUUGAUUCAGUGUUUUUUUGGAUGGAUGGACAGUGAGUUUGAAGUUUGAACAAAUGGCAGUGACACCAGUGAUUUACCGAUGUUGUUGAAACUUCAAAGGGUGAUUCUGUAAAUUUUACCGUCAAUCCAAAUGAGCAAAAGUUUUUUAUUUAUAUACUAUGAUGAAAAAGAGAUGCCACUUUAUUAUUGUAUCUAA
Molecule: messenger RNA, 1014 nt
Organism: Medicago truncatula (barrel medic)
Lineage: Eukaryota; Viridiplantae; Streptophyta; Magnoliopsida; Fabales; Fabaceae
Product: probable membrane-associated kinase regulator 6
Exons: 2
Coding region: 3-788 (261 amino acids)
Source: RefSeq, a predicted model, not a curated record